Leptopilina boulardi is the source of this 1958-nucleotide messenger RNA. It is a transcript of the gene mRpS30, whose product is annotated as 28S ribosomal protein S30, mitochondrial. The record is from RefSeq and is a predicted model, not a curated record. Gene Ontology annotation, biological process: translation. Gene Ontology annotation, molecular function: structural constituent of ribosome. Gene Ontology annotation, cellular component: ribosome; mitochondrion; mitochondrial large ribosomal subunit. NCBI's taxonomy places the organism in Eukaryota, Metazoa, Arthropoda, Insecta, Hymenoptera, Figitidae. The transcript is spliced from 4 exons. Bases 168 to 1844 code for a protein of 558 amino acids.
GUCACAUUCUAAACAUAACCUAUAAACUAAACAUUUUCUUAACCUAUAAUUGAAACUCGUUUUAAAAAUGUUUACAUUUUAUAAAUGUUGCAAGUAAAAAAAACUGGUUAGUUUCUUACUUUCCUCUAACAAAAAGACAAAAAGACAAAAAGACAAAAAAAAAAAAAAUGUUUUCUCUACGAUUUGCGCGGAUUCCCACUGGUUUUCGAACAUGUUUAAAAAUUCAAAAACACAGUAGUAGUGCGGUGCAAGUUUCUCAGAAUUCAGAAAACAAUUUAAUAAACAAUGUAUCCGAAGAAGUGGAAUAUCCAGAAAUUCUUGAUCUCUCAUUUCCUGCUCAACAACUAAGGAAAUUUGAUGAAAUGCGUCAAUUUAUUCAAAGACAAAAAACAAUUGAGGAAAAAUUAAUUGCACUCAAUAUGCCAAGAUAUUAUGGUUUUUAUGCUAUGCAAAUGUUAGAACACGAAAUUCAUUAUAAUACAUUGGAUCAAACACAAUUUUUAACGAGGACUCAUAUUAUGCCCACAAAUGAAUUGCCUUCGUUUUAUAAUGAUUUAAUAAGUUCCGAGAAAUUGGAUGAAAUUGUUGCCAAUGUUCGAAGUCAAAUUGAAGAUGUUUUAGUACUUGAAUAUUCCAAAAGAAACAUAAAAAAAGAAUUGUCGGCAGAUGUAUUAUCAGAUCCAGAGAAACUUCAAAAUUUCCAAACAAAAGCAAUUAUUCGUCAAAUAAAUAGAAUUUUUCUCUUAGAAUUAUCAUCGAAAUAUCCACAUUUAUUAGAUACAGAAAUUGACUAUGAUCCACGAAUUGAAGCUUAUUGGGUUGUUGGUGGAAUGGAACCGCCAAAAUCAGUAAAAUGUUCAAGACAAAAUAGUAUUUGGCAAAAGGAAUAUGCCAAUGAUCCAAUUGAUCGUCGUUUUCAAUAUAUCGGAGAGCCAUGUCUUCAAUUGCGACAUGCUCUUCCAUUACAAGAAAUAAUUCCUUAUCAAGAGGCAGAAAAUCAAGAAUACAAUGUUCCUGAAUUUAGAUAUGAUCCAUUUACCGUUGGUUAUUAUAGAGAUUUAAAACGCGCGACCAGUAUUCCUGGCUUUUGGCCCGGCGAUAAAAGAGAAUUUGGACUUUUGUCCUAUCAUCAUUGUGGUUACAUGGCAAAGAGGCCACGAGAAUAUGACGACGAAGAAGACGCACUUAAAAUACAAGCAAUUAGAGCAUCUUUUGCAUGGCUUAACGCACAAGCCGCUUAUCAAGGCUUCUCAACCUAUAACGAUAUAACUUAUCCAUUGGUAACGCAAAAUAUCAUCUUAAACGGACAAUGGUGGUACUUUAGCGCCUAUCAACUCAACACAAUGUUAUUAUGCAAUCAUCACAUAAAUGAUAAUCCAAAGAGAAAUUUCUACUGGACCACAGGUCCAAUGCAAUUGUUUGAAAAAAUUGAAGACAAUAAAGUACAUGGCCUAAACGAUGAGGUAUUAAAGAAUUUAAUUAAAUUUUAUGUAAAUAAGCCACAACCACGUGAAGAGAAUUUAAAACCAUAUCUCGGUGAAGAUGAAAAAGUAGUGGCUGAUAUUGUGGAUGACGAAAGGAGAAAAUGGCUCGAGCAAAAGUUUAAGCACCUCAUGUCCAAUAGAAAAUACUACAAGAACACACCGGAAAUUUAUAAUUGGCAACAAAUCUUUAUUAGAAAGCAUAAGAAAAGACCAAUGGAAAAAAAAUUGGAGCUUUGGCAAAAAGGUGAAAACUUUAUGUCACGUAGAUUGGAUGAUCAUAGACCUAGAUAUAUUCCAAAGUGUUUAAGAGCUUUUCCAAAAAGCAAAGCUAAAUUUGCAAAUCAGUUUUAUCCAAAGUAAAACUUUUCUGUUACUUAAUAAAGUGAAUUUCAAUAUUCAAAUAAUAUUGUGUAAAUAAAAGUUAAUUAGAUUUUUUUGCAAGAAUUUAUUUAAUAAAUGAAUUAUAUCUAUAAA